UUUUGUCGUUAUUCUGGGUCAUUUUUAUUUUACUGCAAAUCAAACGUUUUUCAAACUAAGAACAUUUUCUGUAAUUUUAGUUUGAAAAAAUGUUUAAUUUAUAUAAUAAAUAAUUAUUAAUUGACGUACAUGCAUUAAUAUCUUUGUUUUUGCUCAAUUAUUUUCUAUGUACGAGCAUUUUUUUAAACUAACUCAGCAGCCGCACGGGGGCGCCAUCUUCCCGCCUCAGAGCCGGGGAAGGCUCGAGUUCAGAUGUGGUUGUGACCAGAGGAAAAAAACUCUCCUCAGCCGCCGGCAGCACUGACGCUGAAGCCCGGUCUGAGCAGCGGGGCUUCGGGCGGUGAAGAGCGUGGCGCUGACAGUCGCAGACAGGCGGGAGGAACCCCGCCGAAGGAGCGCCGCGUGAGGGGAGCGGCAGGACCCUCCGCGCGGGACACAAACACACCGAGGGAGCGCCGUCAUCCUCAGGCUGGAUCUCCCGCCCUCAGAGGACCGUCAAACCACAGCGGUGCGAUUCCUGUACCGAGGAGGUCCGGCUGCGGAGCUGCAGGUGAGGACGACGAUGAGCGCUUUCCUUUUCACUGCUGGGGUAGCGUAGCCGACUGAGAGGAGCGUCCCGCCUCUUCCUUUCCCUCUGGACUCAGAGACCCGCAGAGGGGGCUCAACUCAAGCACAGACAUGCUGAUCAAGGAGUAUCGAAUCCCCAUGCCCAUGAGCGUGGAGGAGUACCGCAUCGCCCAGCUCUACAUGAUCCAGAAAAAGAGCCGUGAGGAGAGCUGUGGCGAGGGCAGCGGCGUGGAGAUCUUGGAGAACAAGCCUUACGAGGACGGGCCCGGAGGCUCCGGUCAGUACACGCAUAAGGUGUACCACAUCGGUAAACACAUCCCGUCCUGGUUCUGUGCCAUUCUCCCCCAAGCGGCACUUCGAGUGGAAGAGGAGUCCUGGAACGCCUACCCCUACACACGGACACGGUAUACCUGUCCCUUCGUAGAGAAGUUCUCGAUAGACAUUGAAACGUAUUACAAACCAGACACCGGGAAUCAAGCAGAUGUCUUCAAUCUGUCCUCUGUGGAAAAACGACAGAGGACAGUCGACCCCAUAGACAUCGUCAAAGACUACAUCCCUCCUCACGAGUACCUGGUGGAGGAGGACCCCAAACUGUACCAGUCCAUUAAAACUAAGAGGGGGCCUCUGUCAGAGGACUGGAUCGAGGACAUCAACCAGAACCCCAGCCAGGCUGCAGUCAUGUGUGCCUACAAGCUCUGCAAAGUGGAGUUCAGAUACUGGGGCAUGCAGUCCAAGAUCGAACGCUUCAUACACGACGUUGGUCUGCGUAAAGUGAUGGUUCGAGCCCACAGACAGGCGUGGUGCUGGCAGGACGAGUGGUACGGUCUGACCAUCGAGGACAUCCGGCUGCUGGAGCUGGAGACCCAGCUGGCUUUAGCCAAGAAGAUGGCCCAGUACAGCCACAGCGAGGAGGGGGGAGGGGAGACCAACGGCCCCGCCGCGGGUCAGGACCCCGAGCAGGACUCCGAGGUUUCAGGACCGUCUGCAGAGACCGAGGGAGGACGAUCGAAGCUCGGAGACUCGCUGGAGACUCGAGGCGAGCUCACCAAGCAGUGGUCCACAUCGUCCAGGUCUUCCAACAGGUCGUCGAAGAGAGGAGCCAGUCCGUCUCAUCAGAGCAUUUCAGAGUGGAGGAUGCAGAGCAUCGCCCGCGACUCUGACGACAGCACAGACGACGAGUUCUUUGAUGCUCAUGAGGCUCUUUCUGACAACGAGGAAAUCUUCUCCAAGGAGAUCACCAAGUGGAGCUCCAACGAUCUCAUGGACAAAAUAGAAACAAUAGAAGCGGAUGAAGCUCCAGGGAUGUAUCAGGAGUCGACGGAGGAGACACAGAUGGAGGACUGCUCCUCCCAACAGUGUCCUCAGCCGUCCAAAACCCACGUCCUCAUCCUGGUGCUGCACGGUGGAAACAUACUGGACACGGGCUCUGGUGAACAGAGCAGCAAGCAGGGAGACGUGAACACUCUCAGCGGGGCCUUCGAGACCGUGAUGAGGGUCCAUUAUCCCGCAGCGCUGGGCCGCAUCGCCAUCAGGAUGGUCCCCUGUCCCGCUGUGUGUGUCGAAGCCUUCUCGCUCGUCUCCAAUUUGAGCCCCUACAGCUACGAUGAGAGCUGUCUGUCCAGCAGCCAGGACCACAUCCCGCUGGCCGCUCUGCCUCUGCUGGCUACCUCUGCUCCGCAGUACCAGGACGCCGUGGCGACCGUCAUCCUACGAGCCAACCAGGUGUACAGCGACUUCAUCAAGUCUGCAGAAGGAACGUCUUUCAAUGGCCAGGUGUGUGUUAUCGGGGACUGUGUCGGAGGCAUCCUGGGAUUUGACGCCCUGUGCAGCAGCUCCGUGACCGUGUCCGAAAGCCAAAACAGCAGCAGGCGGGGCAGCACCAUCAGCGUCCAGGACACAGAACUUCUUUCUCCCGGGAUCGUCAUAAACAGCAUCUCUCCGUCCUCGCCGACGCUCGAAGGAAGCCGCCACCUCAGCCGCAGCAACAUCGACAUCCCCCGCUCCUCAGGACCCGACGACCCCAAAACCCAACUCCCCCGUAAGCGCAGCGACUCGUCCACGUACGAGCUGGACACCAUCAAGCACCACCAGGCCUUCCUCUCCAGCCUCCACUCCAGCGUCAUCCACGGGGAACCCGGAUCACGGCGCUCCAGCAACAGCACCAUGCUGGAAGGAGGCACUCUGGGAAAGUUCGACUUUGAGGUGACCGACUUCUUCCUGUUCGGCUCUCCUCUGGGUCUGGUGCUGGCGCUGAGGAAGACGGUGGUGCCCUCUUUAGACGUGUCGGCUCUCCAUCCCGCCUGUCAGCAGGUUUAUAACUUGUUCCAUCCGGCCGACCCGUCCGCCUCCCGCCUCGAGCCUCUGCUGGACAAAAGGUUCUACCUGCUGCCUCCCUUCACCAUCCCCCGAUACCAGCGCUUCCCCCUGGGAGACGGACACUCGGCGCUCCUGGUUGAGACGGUGCAGAGUAACCCUCAGCUUCUGACGGAGUCUGGGAGUACGGCGUCUCAUCGCUGCCAGGAGACCUCCGUCAACGAGACCUCCAUCGCUGUUCCCGUCCUCAACUGGCAAACCUCACAUGUCCACGCUGAGACUGAGCCGUCUCACUCCCACAUUUCUGUCGACGGUCCGAGUCCCUUGUCCACGUCUCCAGGCGUUCCUCACCUGCGCUUCACCCGCAGAUCCAGUGAGGCCAGCAUCGCCAGCCAGGCAUCAGGCCAAGCCGACUCCUACACCGCCUCCAACAUCGCCACCAUUGCGUGUCGCUGGUGGGGCGUUAAGAGGAUGGACUACGCUCUGUACUGUCCGGACGCCCUGACGGCGUUUCCCACCGUGGCGCUGCCUCACCUCUUCCACGCCUCCUACUGGGAGUCCACGGACGUCGUCUCCUUCCUUCUCAGACAGGUGAUGAGACAUGAGAACUCCAGCAUUUUGGAGCUGGACGGUAAAGAAGUGUCUGAAUUCACUCCCUCCAAACCUCGGGAGAAAUGGAUUCGUAAGAGGACGCACGUCAAAAUACGGAAUGUGACGGCUAACCACCGCGUGAACGACGCCGUGUUUACAGAGGACGGCGCCCAGACGGUGACGGGACGCUUCAUGUACGGACCUCUGGACAUGGUGACCCUCACCGGGGAGAAGAUUGACAUCCACAUCAUGACCCAGCCGCCCUCUGGGGAGUGGGUGUUUUUCCACACAGAGCUCACCAACAGCAGCGGACGCGUCUCUUAUGUCAUCCCUGAGAGUAAACGGCUGGGAAUCGGCGUCUAUCCGGUCAAAAUGGUGGUCAGGGGCGACCACACCUUUGCAGACAGCUACCUUACCGUUGUACCGAAAGGAACAGAGUUUGUCGUCUUCAGCAUCGACGGCUCUUUCGCUGCCAGCGUGUCGAUAAUGGGGAGUGACCCCAAAGUCCGAGCCGGGGCGGUGGACGUGGUCAGGUACUGGCAGGACUUGGGUUACCUGAUCGUCUACGUGACGGGACGUCCCGACAUGCAGAAGCAGCGGGUGGUGGCCUGGCUUUCCCAACACAACUUCCCUCACGGGAUCGUGUCCUUCUGCGACGGGCUGGUCCACGACCCGCUCAGACACAAGGCCAACUUCCUGAAAUCCCUCAUCAGUGAGGCCCACAUGAGGAUCUGCGCUGCCUACGGCUCCAACAAGGACAUCUCCGUGUACAGCUCCAUCGGCCUGCCCCCCUCACAGAUCUACAUCGUGGGACGGCCCACAAAGAAGCUGCAGCAUCAGUGUCAGUUCAUUCCCGACGGCUACGCUAACCACCUUGCCCAGCUGGAGUACAACCAGAGGUCUCGGCCCUCCAAGCCCGGGAGCGCCCGCAUGGUCCUCCGCAAAGGCAGCUUCGCUUUGGGUGCGGCCGGAGGAGAGUUCCUGCGAAAACGCAACCACAUCUUUCGCACCAUCUCCUCUCAGCAGCCCGGAGGGUCGGGCUCCGGCUCCGCCCACCAGCCGGGCCGGACUGAGCGCACGCUGAGCCAGUGCGAAGGGGAGCGGGACCGAGGCAUCGCGGCAGCAACCCAAAGGAGUAUGAGUAUCGCGGCGGGGUGCUGGGGCCGCAGCGGGAGCACCAAGGAGGGCAGCGGAGGGUUACUGGGCUCCAAACGAGACUGAACCGCUCUGAACUCCGGACCGGAUCCAGGAGGGGUUUAGGCCACCCGGAUCUGCUGCUGUCUGUGGCUUAUUUAUGAAUCUGAUUCAGGAGGAGCAAGUCGGUUAUAGAGAACAAAACAUCCGUGUAGCAUGACUAUUUUACAGUAAUACUUUUAUAGGACGCAUUACUAUAAUAUUUAAAAGUGGAGAGAACUGAAUUAUUGUAAGCCUUAAAUGUAUUUAGAGUAACAGAACCCCCACCUUCCCCUCAGUGAGCAGCGUCCAUCCAUCUGCAGUCAUGGACUCAGGACCGACUAGAGACUCGCAGCCAGAAAGAGUCCGGAUGUAAAAGAGCUGAAGUCCUGGAGGUCAAAGGUCAGUUCAUCCAACUUAACUAAGGAACCACCAAAAAAAAGAGAUCAAAGGAAAAAUUAGACAAAAAAUUAGGCUUUUUACGUCCACAAACAGACAAACACAGAAACAAUUGUUGGGAUGUUUUAACUGAAAAUGGUAACAAAAAAAGUUUAAAAAUGAUAGGAGUCCAAAAGUAAAAGACAAAAAUCCACAGAAGGGUUUAGUUUUUAAGACUUUUAAGACUGAUUUUAAUUUAAAAGCAAUUUUUUUUUUUUGUAAAUAAUAGUUUUUGAUUAUUUUAAUUAAACAUAUAAACAGACAUUAUCUGCAUUUUGCUUAAUCACUUAAUCAUCUUUUGAUCUAUUUUCAAAGAGUUUUUUUAUUUAGGAUUUUUCUAUUUUUGGUCAAAGUUUAUCCAAAAUUUGCCUCUGAGUUGUGGGCGGGACUGUUGUCACAGAACAACUCCACCCCCUUAUCCUCUGUUUACACUCCCACUAUCUUACAGCCCUCACAUCUCUGACUUAAUAUUAACGGUCCAACAAAAAUAGUGAAUAGCUACCGCCGUACAGUUCCAGCUCAGACGAGGAAAACAAAGACGUUCAUGGAUCUGUUUGUCUGCAGGUGGAUGCAUCAGAAUGGGGCGGAGCAGGGAGCUUGUGGCCCCGCCCAUUGUACUUUUGUCAUCCGAAAAACGAUCUUUUUCAAACUGUAUUUUUUCAACUGCUCCAAAUUCACAACAAUUUAAAUGAAGAAGUAUUCAGAAACAAAUUUUAAGCUUAAUAUACUUUACAAAUGUCCCUCAUCAUGAGAAAAAUUCAUUAAGAACUUGUUAAAGACAUAAUUUUCAUUAGUAAAAACUUCAUUAGUAUUUUAGAGUAUUUUUACCCGACGUUAAUAGAUAAAAUCUUAAUUUAUCUCAAAGGAAAUUCAAUAGGAGCCAGCCGCCUGCAUUUAACGACCCUGAAACAAUAAAAACACAACUAAAUAAUUCAAAAAUUAUUAUGUAAUCAGGAUUAUUGCAUAUAAUCCAAUUUAUUUUUGAGACAAAUCUUUUGUUGGAUCAGAAUCCAGUCAAACAUAAUCCAACAUGGUUGAAAUUAGGAUUAAAUGACAAUGAACUGAACAUCUGUCGACUCCAGAUACAAUCUCCACUUUUCCUCUGUGUUUAAGACGAUGGAGAAAUAAUAUUUCUGAAAAACAUAAAUCAUUAUUCAAUCCACCAGGUCCUAAACUUCAAAUUUAAAAGUAAAGCUACUUGGAUGAACUGUUCCUUUAACCAAUCAGAGAAAAUGGGACUCACAGCAGGUUCUGGAUUCUACUCGUCUGAAGGGUUGGAGUUCUUAUUCCAGCCCGUCUGGGUCUUUUUUACUUUCAUGGUGGCCUCUGGGCCAAUCACAGCCUUAAUAUCCAACAAGACAUUACUAUCAGAGAAGGAAUGAAAAAGCAGAACAACAGGGCAUGCACCAUUGAAGCAACAACUGUACAGUCCACAGCAACAAUCCCUUUAUAUGUUAAUCUGCUUGCAAUACCUCUGAUCCACCUGUUGGUGGCGUUUCGUUUCCCACAUGUGCUGCUGCCGGGAGACACUCGUUUUCCUGGAUUUUUGGGGCUCACUGCAUGCAGAACUGGAGCGGGCGGAUCUCCGAAGAACCGAAGGAGGAGCCCAAACCGCUCAGCUGGAACGUUGCAAAGACUGUGUUUGUCCUGUUACAGCUGAAUGUGGGCUGGGGGGGUGGAAGGGGGGUCGGUGCCUCUUUCUCACAUCAUAAUUUAGCUGCUUUUGUCUGCUAAACUGUAUAAUUCCAUGCAAAGGAAUGUAGGAACACGACACCCCUCAUCGCUGAUCCAAAAACACAACUUGCACAAAAACAUCUGCUGUGAGGCCGUCCUCACUCCGUAAGGAUGUGGCUGCUGCUGUUCCGGUCUCGUUUCUUAAGCCGUUUAGGGGUUUUUUUGUUCUUAUGGAUCAUAAUGUUAGAACUUCUCAUGCUACAUACACGCCGGGCGUGUGAUGCUCGUCAAAAGAUGGCCUUGUUGAACGCACUUUUAGCUCAAUCAAAGCUCUGUUCCGAUAAUUGAAAGAUUCGAGCCUCGUUUUAGGAGCAUUAGCAUUAGCCAUCCUAUGGGAAAUCCCAUUAAACGUUAGCAUAAAGCUAGCAGACUUCAGGUUUAUGUGCUAAAUCGAUUUCUAUUUUCAUGAAUCGGUUAUUGAUCGAUUCAAAUCAAUUUUAUAAACCCAGCCCUACCUCAGUUCCACUGAGCGGUCUGGUCCGGUCCAGUUAGGUAUUUUGAGCGUUUCCAUUGUAAAAUUGACCCAUUAAACGGCACCAAACUGUUCUUUUAGGGGCCAUAUUGGUUGUAGGUCCAUUGAUAAGUGAAACGGAAUGGUCGGGACGAGCCGCUGCAGCCAACCGUUGAUUGGCAGAAAGUGAUGUAGCACCGAUAUAGCGCUCAUUUAAGCUAAUGUUUCCAACGUUUGUAAGCAUUUGGGUUUUUGCGGUUCAUGGUUACUCUUCUGGUCAUGAGUCUAGAUUGAAAACGUCUGCAAACAACAUUAAGGCCUGGAUGGAGGUGGAACUGCAAACGUUCCUCGCCAUUUUUGGUGACGGUGUGAUACAGGGUGAGCUAGCGGCACGCUACCGGUCUGCACCACGCACGGGCCAUGAAAACAAAGUGGAAACACUCACCAGAAUUAACUGGACCUUACCGUACCACUACUUACGUACCGUCCCGGACCUCUCAGUGGAAACGAGGCUUUGGUGUCGUAGAAUUCCAGACAAGCACAAACCAAAUGAUUAAUCUCUCCUCCAUGAUCUAUUUUCCAGCGGUUGCUGCUUCCGUAAGCUAAAAAGGGUGAUACCCACUGGUCACUACCAAAUCUGAGUCCCUGAUUGAUCAGUCGGUUUAACUUUUAACGAAAGUUCAUGUUUUGUAUGUCUUAAAAAACUUGCAUCGUGAGCGCGACAGUUUUGAACGCAGAAGCCUGAAACUUUUAUAUAAAAGCGUUUACAUGGACUUUUUGUUGGAAGCGGUCGCUUGAACGCACGUUUUGGAGCCCGGUGUGAACGUAGCAUCAGAGUUUAUUCAGGUGACUGAGGAGUGUGUAAACCUUCACAGCGGUUUCACUAUGCUGUGAUACUUUACCAAAGAGAAGAAGUCAAUGAGUUGCAGGUGUAGAACUCUGGAACUAGACAGAACCACUUUGCUUCAUUUAGAUAAGAUGAACAUGAAGCUUGAAGUCUUCGGUUCAUAGUUUCCAUUGAGUGUGAGCGGGGUUGAGUCUCUGGUUGUGUAGGGUCGGAUCCUUUAACUGUGGAGUGAUUGAUACAGUUAGUUAUCAUUGAGCUUCUCAAAGAUGCUUUGGUUGAUCAAGGAUGGAUUGUCACCAAAUUCUGCUGUCCAGUCUCUGGGAGAGAACCUGUUGGGUUCUAGACUUUAGAAAGACAAGAGUAUGCGACCUCAUGAGUUUGGGUCUACCAACAAGUCUACGAUUCCACCUAAUGAGUGUUUAUCAAUGAAUAAAUCUGACUCCAGUUUUGACUGGCCAGAUUUUUCAUUAGAAUCAUAGAGAGGCGUUCGGUCAUAUGGGAGAGGAUCUACUGUAGGGUUCAGACGUGUGGUAAGGACUCCUCAUGGACCCCUACCCGUUGAGAUGUUUCACUACUGUCCAGUCAGUAUGGAAGCCAACGUUGGACCCAGUUUACGCUGAAAUUUCAUUCUCGUAGGGCUUGAACCUCUUCGACUGGUUGUAUCUUGAACUGAAUAGUUUGGAUUACUGGUAAAGGAUGUCUCAUUGGGUCAAGAUGCCGAACUACAGGUUCAUGCAGAUUUCUAUUUCGUGUUUCAGUCUCCACUCAAAGAAAAAUGUAAAUUUAAAUCAGAGUUUAUCCAACACUUUAACUGGUGUUGUCGUGGUUUGUACUGUCACUCAACAGUCUGACAGUACUGGUUCCUAUCCUGGUUGGGUCCUUAAUGUGUAGUUUGUACGUGUCUCCCCCAUUGACUGAUAUGAGAACUGGACCGAGUGAUCCGAGUUUCUAUAGAAACCACUUUCACCAAUCAGGAGUGAGCUUGUUGAAGGACUACCAUCACUACCAAUCAUGCACUUCUGUUACGUCCCCUCUGGGUAGACCUAGGACAGGUCUAGGGGGUGAAUACCAAAAGGGCUCAAUAACGAAAACUGGACACCAAUAAAAAACAGAAGGAAUACAGUUUAUUAGAUAAAUGAAACCCUGUGUCCUGAAAUGAAAGAACAAAAUAUAAUUAGAGUGCUGGUUCAAAAGGAAAAACCAAAAGGGAGUUGGAACCUUGAGCCAAACAUAAAAUAAGUAAUGGAGACUGCUGACCCGGCUAUGUCGACCGUCAGAGCUAGCGGCUCCCUGCUAAGAGCUGCCUAACCAAUACUACCAAAAGAAAACAAAUAAACAAAACCCUCAACCUAAGACUACUAAGGUCCAACCCCAAACUAACAUAACAAAACCCAGCAGUCUAAGAUUGCUGAGGACAAAAAGGAGAACAAAACAAACCAGCACCACACCAACUAAAACCCUGCUCUGCUCCCUGCCUGGCAACUUCCAACGUUUGACUUGAGACCACCUACUUUUAUUGAGGCUUCUGAUUGGUCAGUUACAUUUUCUCAUUUUUUAAAAACAUUUUUCCGCAGUUCAAGAAGAUAAGAUGUAUCAGAUCAAGAAUUGUCAUUCUGAGCAAUAGAAUGACUGUAGACUUCUUGGAGCCAACGGGUACUUCCUGUUUGGACCGCCAGGGGGGCGGGGUCACUCAGUCCAGUUCUCAUUUACAGCAAAUACCACUCAUAGGUUGAUUAGUGACUCUUAACGGAAUCUUAGGUGUGUUUGUGGCCCUGUGAUACCUGUCCAGGUAAACCCCGCCCUCUACCUGAAGUGUCUGGGAACGAUUCCUGCAUCCCUGCUUAGGAGAAUGUGGGAAAAGGAGAUGAGUGAAAACAUAUGCACAGAAGACAAAACUUAAAUUAAGUCAACCUUUUCUUUUAUUCUGAAAAUCCACAAAUCCUUAUCUCAUGUCUGUGCUCGGACUGAGAUGUUUUUUAUUUGGUGGUUUCAGUCACCCGCAGCAGCCAAAUCCUUCUCUAAUGCUGUAGGUAAUCAACUGUGUAACCUCAUUAUUGUUUGCACUAGUACACAGUGGACUUGUACCAUGAUUUCCAUCGAUCUUGGCGUUGGUAGAACACCCCUGUAGCGUAGCUUUUCAUUUUUCAGGGUAAACUGUGUUUUACUUUCACCAAUGAUAUCCGUUCUCUGAUUGUGCCAAACUGUCGAUACAGAUGAGGACAUUUCUGGUUCUGAUACUGUGAACCCUCAUGAACACAAGCUAAGCUUUUCUGUUAUACUUCUACUGGAACUCUGCAGAGUUCCCACAAUGCUUUUCACCGAGUUUCUGUUCGAAAGGAAUAACUACACGUAUCAACAACAUUUUCUUUAGUUUAGUAAUACUUCGAUUUUUAGCCUUUUGAUGAAUGAAGAAACAGAAAAGAGAUUUUUCUAAUAAGUAAAUGUAUUUAAAGAUGAUGUUUCAGGUCUAAAAAAUGUUAUUUUCAGUUGGUACAUGUUUUAGUUUAUCUGCAGUAACAACAAUGCCAAAUCAGAUCUACACAUUUCCGUGAAUGUACAGUCUUUGAUGUUGAAGAACUGCUUGUUGGCGGAAACGACCACACGGAGAAACGUGUCUCUGUGGUGAUCUCUCUCAAAGCCGAGAUGAUAAUGAAGGACUUUGAAGUUUUGAAACUGUUGGGUGGAGAACAUGGAGGAACUCAAAGCACGAGGAGCUUCAGAUGGUCCAGAGAAACAUCCGCAUGUUGGUGUUUGGUUCAGAAGUCGGGUGUGAAAACCUUCAGAAGUGCAUCAGCCCUUUACUGGAGAGCGGAGAAAGCCUCGUGGAUCCAAAAACACAAACGGACGGGAUUAGGAAAUGUUUUACUCCAGACUUUUGAAUGUCCAUCCACAAAUCUGAGACUGUCCGAGAGCUGUGGAUGUGUCACCGCACUGUACAUACUCUAGAGAUGUGUAUGUAGGACUUAUUUAUUUACACAGAAAUUGUGUUAUUCUGGAAAUUUCAGGUGAAAUAUAUGUGAGAUAUGUAGCAUUUCAUUUGUCACUUUGGCUGCCAUGAAGACAGUUAAACACCAUUAAAGUCCCAUCAGGACUCCACCAUCCCCACCACAAA
Oryzias melastigma (Indian medaka) is the source of this 11226-nucleotide messenger RNA. RefSeq names its product membrane-associated phosphatidylinositol transfer protein 2. NCBI's taxonomy places the organism in Eukaryota, Metazoa, Chordata, Actinopteri, Beloniformes, Adrianichthyidae. Gene Ontology annotation, cellular component: cytoplasm. The transcript has 26 exons. Gene Ontology annotation, biological process: phospholipid transport. The record is from RefSeq and is a predicted model, not a curated record. Bases 679 to 4692 code for a protein of 1337 amino acids. Gene Ontology annotation, molecular function: phosphatidylcholine intramembrane carrier activity; phosphatidylinositol transfer activity; metal ion binding.